This is a messenger RNA of Suillus subalutaceus, 486 nucleotides long. RefSeq lists its product as uncharacterized. Lineage: Eukaryota; Fungi; Basidiomycota; Agaricomycetes; Boletales; Suillaceae. The annotation marks the transcript as partial. The transcript has a single exon. The record is from RefSeq and is a predicted model, not a curated record.
UACAAAUGUCAAGAUUGUCUUGGGGAGCCACUCUAUUGCACUGGCUGUUGCAGAAGUCAACAUCUUUGCAAUCCCUUCCAUUGGAUCAGUCAAUGGAAUGGUCAAUUCUUUGAGCAAAGUUGUCUCGCUCACGUCGGACUCGUCAUACACCUCGGUCAUGAGGGCAAACAAUGUCCGGUACUUACGGAUAGGUGGGACUUGUUCGAAGAAGACGAACCGGAAGACCAGCUUGAGCCUGAAGAUCUACCAUCUGUGUCGGGACCCGAGUUCCAGCCGAAGGAAAACACCAUGGUCAUCAUUGACAAGUCCGGAGUUCAUCGCCUCCGGGUUCGAUGCUGCGAUUGUCCAAAUGCCAUGAGUCCAGACCUUCAAAUGUUUCGACAUGGAUUUUUCCCCGCUUCAUUUAACAAGCCGAAGACUUUAUUCACCUUCAGGGUUCUCGAUGAUUUUCUAUGGACAACCUUGAAUGUGGGACCUCGGCGAUGA